UAUAGUGAUUACGGUAUUGCAGCAGUAUGGGACAGCUGAGAGCUGCAUGUGUGCUUCUCUUUAGGAGUGUUGCUCUCACAACCAGCAUGGCACAGCACAAAUUCAUCGAUAUCGGUGUGAACCUGACAGAUCCCAUGUUCAGAGGACUCUACAGAGGGAAGCAGAAACACGACGAUGACUUCAAUCAGAUCAUUGACAGAGCUCUGAAAACCGGAGUUGAGAAGUUUAUGAUCACAGGAGGAAACCUGGAAGACAGCAAGGAGGCUCUUAAACUAGCUGAGACCAGAGAUGAGUUCUACUGCACAGUUGGCUGCCAUCCCACCCGCUGCAGUGAGUUUGAGCAGAAAGGAGAGUCCCAGUACUUCUCAGGGCUGUUGGAGCUGUCAGCGGCACACAGAGGGAAGGUGGUGGCCAUCGGAGAAUGUGGACUUGAUUUCGACAGGUUGGAGUUUUGCCCAAAAGAGACUCAACUCAAAUACUUUGAGAAGCAGUUUGAGCUGGCAGAGGAGACCAAGCUGCCCAUGUUCCUCCACUGCAGGAACUCCCAUCAGGAGUUCAUCGACAUCAUGAAGAGAAAUCGAGACCGAUGUGUUGGAGGAGUGGUCCACUCAUUUGAUGGGACGGCAGACGACGCUGCCGCCCUCAUAGACCUGGACCUCCACAUUGGAAUAAAUGGAUGUUCCUUGAAAACAGAGGCCAAUAUUGAAGCCAUGAAGUCUAUCCCCACUGAGAGACUCAUGAUAGAAACAGAUGCUCCGUGGUGCGGCGUGAAGAACACGCAUGCAGGCUCCAAAUAUGUUAAAACUACAUUCCCCACGAAGAAGAAAUGGGAGGCGGGUCACUGUAUGAAGGACAGGAACGAGCCCUGUCACAUCAUACAAGUUCUAGAGGUGAUGGCAGCAGCGAGGGAAGAGGACCCGCUGGAGCUGGCCAACACAAUCUACAACAACACCAUCAAAGUCUUCUUCAGCUCCAGCUGAUGAUGAAGCACUUUAAACCUUCAGGAGACCUUUAUGAAUGUGUGUGUGUGUGUGUGUGUGUGUCGGUCUGAAUGAUAAAACUCUAUUUGCCAAUUUUUGAAAAGUCAAAUAACUUCUGAUCAGUCUUCUUCUGAAAUAAAAACAAUCAUGGGUUUUUCCUUCAUUCUUAAAUAAUUGUCUGUAUUUCAUGUACCUAUAAAUUAAGUUCCUAUUGUUUUUUUCGACUGUUUUGCCAUAAAAAUUAAGCAAUUAUUUUAAGGUCUGCCUCAAGUUUACACUCCUUACACUCAAACUAUGUUUUUAACAUAAUUCGAUCUAUGUGAAUUCUAUUAAGAAUGUAAAACCAUUUUAAAGUACUGUCUGCACAAAUAUAUCAGUUAUCAUGUAUAACUUAAUAAAAACAUGAACUUUAAC
Messenger RNA from Sebastes umbrosus (honeycomb rockfish), 1394 nucleotides. RefSeq names its product TatD DNase domain containing 1 (gene tatdn1). Bases 27 to 980 code for a protein of 317 amino acids. Gene Ontology annotation, molecular function: 3'-5'-DNA exonuclease activity. The record is from RefSeq and is a predicted model, not a curated record. Gene Ontology annotation, cellular component: cytosol. The transcript is spliced from 12 exons. Lineage: Eukaryota; Metazoa; Chordata; Actinopteri; Perciformes; Sebastidae.